This is a messenger RNA of Dermochelys coriacea (leatherback sea turtle), 2958 nucleotides long. Its product is annotated as pantetheinase. The transcript has 8 exons. The coding region runs from base 1052 to 2389 and encodes 445 amino acids. The record is from RefSeq and is a predicted model, not a curated record. NCBI's taxonomy places the organism in Eukaryota, Metazoa, Chordata, Testudines, Dermochelyidae. Gene Ontology annotation, molecular function: hydrolase activity, acting on carbon-nitrogen (but not peptide) bonds, in linear amides.
UAAUUCUGUCUAUCACAACUUUAAUUUAUUACGAGUACUUGGAAGCUGUCAAACAAUUUUCAACCACCAUUUCAUUCUCUGAGUGGGGGAAAGUAAUUAAUUGUUGGUCUGAACCUGAGAUGGUGGAUAAAAUUUUCAAAAGAGCCUAAGUCACUUUUUCAAGUGUCUUUUUUAAAGAAAGAAGAGGAGAGAUCUGGGGUUCUACAUCACUUAAGCACUUUUGAUUUUUACAUAUUGGGAAGGGGGUGUAAUGACCUUAGAGUCAUAGGGUUCAGCUGGUUUUGGUGGUUUGCAUAGCAGGCCACAAGACUGAUGUGUGUAUAUAUUUAUUAAAGGGACUUUUGUUUCAGGUCAUUGGAAGGGUUAAUAUCCAGCAAAUAUCAUUAGCUCUCUGGGAGACCCCACAGCAACAAUUCUAUCAGCAGGAGUCAGGAUUACUUUAAAUACAGUUUCCCAUCUCUCAUGCUGCUUGGCCAUAGUGGGCUGAGGUCCUCUUGGUUCCAUGUUUAGCCAAAAUGCAUUUCUCCUUAGAACCAAGGGCUUUCCCCUUUUUCAGACCCAUCUGUCAGCUUUUCUUCUCCUGUGCCCCACAAGACUCACUGUGUAUGACAUGGAAAUCCAGUUAUCACACUGUCAAUGGGGAUGACACUGUAGUGCUGGAAAUUCCUGGUAGCAUUGUCCUUAUCUUCCUUCUCCCAGGGAGGUGGUGCCAGAUGGCUUAAUAGGCAAGACAUGGGGCAGAAAGCUGUGGAUCCUCUUUGGAGAGAGGCUUCUCUGUGCUGGAUGCACUUGUGUUCAUGUUAAUGUAUUUCCCAGUCAUGGAGCACUUUAAAAAGCAAGUCAUGUGCCUAGUGGAAAUAACCUGUCUGUCUUUCUCCAGUGAGAAUGGAUUCGAGGAGGGAUUAAGUGUGUUAGGACUGGUGUCUGGGCUCUUCAGUGCAAUGUGGUCACUUGGGCCUGUGCUUUGGACAGCUACAUUGCGGCAGUGUAUGAGCACUCAGUUAUAUUGUCAGAGGACACCAAAAUACCUGUUUCUCCUGAAGAUGCUUUGAUGCUGAUGAACAAAAAUAUGGAUGUUUUGGAAGGGGCCAUCAAAGCAGCAGCCCUGAAGGGUGCACGUAUCAUUGUGACUCCUGAAGAUGGUAUUUAUGGUUGGGUUUUCACAAGAGAAACCAUUUACCCCUAUCUUGAGGACAUCCCAGAUCCACAGGUGAACUGGAUUCCAUGUACUGAGCCUGAAAGAUUUGCUCCUGCACCAGUGCAGGAAAGACUCAGCUGCAUGGCAAGGAGCAAUGCUAUCUAUGUGGUUGCCAAUAUUGGGGACAAGAAGCCAUGUAAUUCCAGUGAUCCCAAGUGCCCCAGCGAUGGUCACUAUCAGUAUAAUACUAACGUUGUCUUUGAUUCAGAAGGAAAAUUGGUGGCACGCUACCAUAAGUACAACCUCUUUGUGACAGAAACUCAGUUUGAUUACCCUAAGGAGCCAGAGUUUGUCACCUUCAAUACAUCCUUUGGAAAGUUUGGCAUUUUCACUUGUGCGGACAUACUUUUCCAUGAUCCCGCUGUGGUCUUGGUGAGCAAGUUACAAGUGGAUACUGUGCUGUUUCCAACAGCGUGGAUGAAUACUCUGCCACUUUUGUCUGCUUGUCAGUUCCACUCUGCAUGGGCUAUGGGAAUGGGCGUCAAUUUUCUUUCAGCGAAUACACACAACUCCAGUUUAGAUAUGACAGGGAGUGGCAUCUAUGCACCAAAUGGACCCAGGGCAUUUCAUUACAAUACAGAAACAGAGAACGGUCACCUCCUGGUUGCAGAGCUGAGUUCACAUCCUCGUCUUUCUCCCACUUACCCUAUUGUUGUCAACUGGAGCUCAUAUGCCACAAGCAUUAAACGAUUCUCACCAGAUGACCAUGAUUUCAGCGGAGUCAUUUACUUUGAUCAGUUCACCUUCACUGAACUCACUAAGCCUGAAGGAAAUCGUACAGUUUGCCAGAAGGACCUUUGCUGUCAUUUGAGCUACAGGAUGGCGGAGAAGCGAGAAGAUGAAGUAUAUGUGCUAGGUGCUUUUGAUGGCCUUCAUGUUGUUGAAGGAGAAUACUAUCUGCAGAUAUGCACACUAUUGAAGUGUAAAAGCACAGAUUUGAAAACUUGUGGGCAGCCAGUGGCUACUGCUCACACCAGCUUUGACACAUUCUCUCUCAGCGGCACGUUUGCCACUAGCUACGUCUUUCCAGAAGUCUUGCUGACUGGGGUUCAGCUGGCGCCUGGAGAAUUUGAGGUAUUAAGUGAUGGACGUCUGAUAAACCAGAAUGGCACUUCUAAACCAGUCCUGUCAGUGACACUCUUUGGGAGGUGGUAUGAAAAGGACCCAUACCCACAACAGGCUUUCCCAUGAUGUGGCUAUUGAUGCUUUUUAGCCUUCUCAGAACAGGAACAUCCUGUAAUGUUAAUCUGUGUUAACUACAGUCAUUAUCUCAGAUCUUAUUUUUCAUAUUCUGCAAUGUGAAUAUAUUCUGUCUAGUCAGUGCACGUUGUUUUAUUGCCACGAUUCCAUUAUAAAACCAUUAAUUGGACAGCAGCUCUGCAUCUUUAUUAACUGUUAGCCUCAUCUUGCUGCUGGCUUGAUCUUGCUGCCAUUCAAAUUGAUAGAACAACUUCUAUUAACUUUAAUAUGGUGGGAUCAAGCCCUUUAUCCGCAGAUACUGGCCUGAGCAACAAAACUCACUUUAGAACCUGGAUUUUUUUAAUCCCCUUAAAACUUUUACUUUGCGAGUUGGGUAGAGGUCAACUCUGGGAUUUUGUUCAGGCCCACAUCUAAAUAAAACUGCUGAUAAAUCAGAGAUUCAAACUAUUAAUUAGAUCCAUUCUUCUGAGUUGUCAAUCCAAUACCUUCCAUGAGUACUGUAAUUAUUUUGAAAAAGAGAAAAAAUUGAAAUCCUUCAAUUAGACAAUGUAGUUACAUUU